Molecule: messenger RNA, 609 nt
Organism: Effrenium voratum
Lineage: Eukaryota; Dinophyceae; Suessiales; Symbiodiniaceae
Source: the annotation of a GenBank genome assembly
GAAAUACAGCCCAAGCGACGCGCGAAAGGCCCAUGGCCGUGUUCCGUGAGCAAUGGCUGCCGUGGUGCGUGAGGCCCGGCAGACGGCGGACGACCCGCUGCUGGUCCGCAGGUUCCGCAGCGGGUCCCAUCCGCCGCGGCAGCUGGCGCCGCUGGCGCCAUUGGCGGAGCCGGAACCCAGCGUGUCGCCCCGGCGAGGCGGGCGCCCCAAGGUGCCGCGAGCCCAGAUGAGGCCCAGGAGCCCCAAGUCCGCCCCUCCAGCGCGAGAGCUCUGCAAAUGUGCUGUGGACGAGGCCGCGGAGGUGCUGCACGACCUGGAGGCCUUCGGGGCCACGCUGCAGGACCAGAGCUCUGUGGUCUCAGGCCUUGCCGAGAAGGAGGCGGAGCUUGCGGCUUUCUUGGAGGCCUCGCGCAACGAGGCCUCCGCGCUGCGGCGCGCCCUGGAAAGCUUGGAGCAGUCCGAGGCGCCGGAGGCGCCGGAGGGGGAGGACGAGAUGACACGCGCCAGAGAGGCGCUGGGCCUUGAGUGAGCAUCCUGACCGACGCUGAGAAUCUGGAAAUGGGUUCCCGGAGUUCAUGUCUCACCUCCCGCAACAUGCGAGCCCGGCAC